AGUAGAGUAUAAUCGCCAUUUAUUCGUAUAGCUGAAAGGUUGACUGCUUAAAAAUACGUUUAGUGUUUUGAAAGAAUAUACACGUCUACACGUCAUAGAGAAAUUGAAAUUUUCUAACUUUCAUUUGUAAAUUCAAUAUCUCUACAAUGGAGGACAAAGGUGUAGUACCAUCAUCAGCAUCAGUAUGCUCAAAUUGUUCCGGAUCGUUAAACUUUGAUCUUCAAGUCAUACAAAGACAUUUGGAUUGCAUCAUAAAUAGAAUGGAUGAUGACAGAUUGUAUCAUAAGGAGAAUUUGGAUGCAGCUGUAGCAGAAAUUCGAAAAGAAAUGUCCCAGCGGCUUAAGCCAAGAAUAAUUUUUGGAAGAAAGCGUUACAAGAAAACCAAUAAAAAUUCACCAACAUCUGGCAAUAAUCAGACUUCACCAACAUCUGGCAACAAUCAGACUUCACAAACAGCUGCAAAUUCUAGAAAUUCUUUGGCAGCUGCCAAUAAUGCAAAGGAUGCUACAAAAUCAGAAAAUUCAAGAAAUGCUCCCCAGAAAUCUAUAAAAGCAAAAAAAGUUAAAUUCUUAUGCGAUCGUCCCAUAGUCAACGCCGAUAACCAAGAAAAUCGAAAUGCAAUUGCCGCAUCAGCUGCUGGUGCUGCCAAUAGAACCAUCGAAAAUGAGAACAAAGGACAAAAUGAUUUAAAAGCCAAAUCUAAUGGUUUAUCAGAUUCACCUAAAGAUAACACAGAGACAAGCUUGGCCAUACCGCAGGAAGAACAAAUCAAAAAUACAUUAAAUACUUUGAAUACCAAUAACUUUGAUACGGCAUUGAUGACGAUAGACAAAUUGCUUGAGGAUUCUCCACAUCUAUCAGAAAAAUUGCCAAUGUGGAGUUUCGAAAUUGCCAUCAAUAGGCCCAAAGAGAUGACCGCAGUUUAUUUGAAAUUUCUUAAAGAUUUAUUGCAAGCCAAGUACCAAAGAGCAUUAACUGUGACAUUGACUAAACAAUUGCGAGAGGAAUUCGAAACGCAUGUUAAAAACCCCCAUGUCAUUGAGGACAAGAUGAAACCACUUAUUGAAGAAUUAAAUGCUUGUACUGAUGUCGUAGAACAUUCCAAAUUGCAGACAAAAUAUGAAGAUCAGUUAUAUCUCCUUCACCAACGAGGUCUUGCUGUCGUAAGGUUUUUGGGUGAAAUGUACAAACUGCAAUUGUUGACGCGGGAUCGUGUUUUUUACUGCAUCGAAUCUCUCUUAGAGGUUUGCAGCAAUGAAAAAUUGGAGUAUAUGUGUGAACUAUUGACAUGCGUUGGUUAUUUGCUGGACAACGAAUCGAUGACGAAACCCACCUCUGGUCGCAUAGAAAAAGUAUUCGAUAGGAUUAAAGAAAUAUUGCAGGCUAGAGGAUCUAAUGAGGAAAAUAUACACAACAUAUCCAGUCCUACGUACUUUAUGUUGCAAGCCAUUGUUGAUAUGAGACAACGUGCUUGGGAUCAAACUACGGCUUCGAGUGGUGCCCAAAAUAAUGCUUCCACUUCAGGCCUAAGUAGCAACAACAAUCAAGCACAGCAACAAUAUCGAAAUGGCGGUAAAGGAUUUUCAAAAAAUCGACGCCGUCACCAAAAUUGGAUAUAAAUAAUAUGUGAAUUGGAUUGCCAAAUUUAAAUAUAACCUUAUAAGCUUCUACUAUCCCUUCUACUGUACAAUAACUACAAACACAAAUAAAACACAAAGUUGAAGUUAAAAAUUUAUUAAAAACUUUCAGCGAA
Messenger RNA from Stomoxys calcitrans (stable fly), 1753 nucleotides. RefSeq names its product eukaryotic translation initiation factor 4 gamma 3. Gene Ontology annotation, molecular function: translation initiation factor activity; mRNA binding; protein binding. Gene Ontology annotation, cellular component: eukaryotic translation initiation factor 4F complex. The record is from RefSeq and is a predicted model, not a curated record. NCBI's taxonomy places the organism in Eukaryota, Metazoa, Arthropoda, Insecta, Diptera, Muscidae. The coding region runs from base 147 to 1619 and encodes 490 amino acids. The transcript has 4 exons.